AUGGGAUAUUCAUCAUUUGCAACGGCUAUUGUGAGCAUCGUUGUUUACUGGUACAAGAAGCAGCUUGCAUACCAACAACAACAGCAACGCACCUCCAAUGAGAGAGAUACUGUAACACUGGAUGAAGAUCAAUUGCAUAUGAACCCUAGAAAAAGGUUACAUAUUACAACAAAUAAGAAUGCUUUGAUGAUGAAAAGAUCGAGCAGUACCUUCACAAAUUUAUCUAAUCAAAACAGACAGCUGUUUACACCCCCUCCUUCUCCACUUUCUCUGCCUUCUACUUCUCCAACUUCUGCUACAAGCAUUACAAGCAGUCGAUCUACAUCCCCUUUGGGCAGCUGGAGUUCACGAUUGCUGGAUGGUGUCAUAUCCAACAUUAGAGGAAAGAAGAAGCUUACCAUCUCUUUGAAAAAUACGAUUCUUUGGAAUCCCUCAAGAGAUGUCAAUAGUCCAAAUCAUGCGUUUCACGAGAAUACUGUUUCAUUGCUAAACAAACUGGCUCAGGUUUACGAUAUAUACGUCAUUAUUCACAUGAAUUCUAAUGAAGAGCGUCAUCAAAUCCAUCAACUGCUGGUAAAUGCCAAUCUCUUGAACCCUUUGGUGAUUGACGAAUGCAAAGUGCUUUGGUGCAGCUCUGAACAAGGAAAGCUACAUGUAAUCAAUCACAUAAAUCCCUCUAUUCAUGUCGAAGGAGGCUGGGAGAAUGAUAGCGGCCUUAAUAUCAUUGAGAAUUUGCAAGUGGAGCGCAUGAUCUGGAUUGGUCAUCAACAGAAAGGUGUACCAAUGAACAACACUAAAGUGAAUGUUGAAGUUGCAGAUCAAAUACUUUAUACCUCUAUUGCCAAGCAAGUUGGCUUUUGCUAA
Mucor velutinosus is the source of this 864-nucleotide messenger RNA. RefSeq lists its product as uncharacterized. Lineage: Eukaryota; Fungi; Mucoromycota; Mucoromycetes; Mucorales; Mucoraceae. The transcript is spliced from 3 exons. Gene Ontology annotation, biological process: peroxisome organization. Bases 1 to 864 code for a protein of 287 amino acids. The record is from RefSeq and is a predicted model, not a curated record.